AUGACUUAUAAUUAUAUAAAUGAAGAUCAAAUUGAUGUUGAACUGAGAUGUACAAUAUGUGAUGAACCAUUUCAAUCACCUAUGAAUUGUAUAAAAUGUGGAAAUACUUAUUGUCAAACAUGUGUAUUACAAUGGAUGCAACAACAAAUAUCAUGUCCAUCAUGUCGACAAAUAGGAAAUCAUUUUCAACCUGUUAUUAGUCGAGUUGUACUUAAUCAAUUAGAUCGUUUAUUAGUUCAAUGUACCUUAUGUCAACAAUCAAAUAUUCAACGAUCAAAUUAUAAUGAUCAUAGAUCUUGUUCAUGUCCAAAGCAAAUUGUUAAUUGUAUUAAUAAGUGUGGAUGGAAAGGAUUUCGAGAAAAUUCUCAACAACAUUUAAUAGAAUGUCGACAAAAUGAAGUAUUUCAUAUACUUAUUUUACGAUGGUGGAAGACAAUAUUUAUUCUAAUUUUAUCAGUUCUUCUUUAUUUUACAUUUCGGCAAGGUGAAAAAUAA
Messenger RNA from Rotaria sp. Silwood2, 495 nucleotides. NCBI's taxonomy places the organism in Eukaryota, Metazoa, Rotifera, Eurotatoria, Philodinida, Philodinidae. The record is from the annotation of a GenBank genome assembly.